CAUACAGUCUGUGCGCGUGCCCCGUGUCGCGCACGUCGGAGGAGCAGUGAGGAUCAUGGCGGAGCGCAGGAGACACAAGAAGCGGAUCCAGGAGGUGAGCGAGCCCACCAAGGAGGAGAAGGCGGUGGCCAAGUAUCUCAGAUUCAACUGCCCCACCAAGUCCACGAACAUGAUGGGUCACCGGGUCGACUACUUCAUUGCCUCAAAGGCAGUGGACUGUCUUCUGGACUCCAAAUGGGCCAAAGCUAAGAAGGGAGAGGAAGCCCUGUUCACCACCAGAGAGUCUGUGGUGGAUUACUGCAACAGACUCCUGAAGAAGCAAUUCUUCCACCGAGCUCUCAAAGUGAUGAAGAAAAAACCUGAGAAAGACACGAAGAAGGAGAAAGAGAAGGAGAAAGAGAAAGAGAAGGAGAAAGAGAAGGAGAAGGAGAAAGAGAAGGAGAAAGAGAAGGCCAAGGGCGACAGCAGCAAAGAGGAGGAGAAAAAGGGGAAGAAGGAGAAAGAGAAGAAGAAAGAGCCUGAAGCUGCUGAAACCAAGAAAGACAAGAGCGAUGACAGUCCUGGAACCCCCAAGAAGAAAAAAGAAGUGAAGAAGAAGUUUAAACUGGAGCCUCAUGAGGAUCAGCUGUUUCUGGAUGGAAAUGAGGUGUUCGUGUGGAUUUAUGAUCCCGUCCAUUUCAAGACGUUCGCUAUGGGACUGAUUCUCGUUAUUGCAGUGAUCGCGGCCACACUGUUCCCGCUGUGGCCAGCAGAAAUGCGUGUAGGAGUUUACUAUCUAAGUGUUGCAGCAGGCUGCUUCGUGGCCAGUAUUCUGCUUCUAGCUGUUGCCCGCUGUAUCCUCUUCCUGAUCAUUUGGCUUGUGACCGGCGGGCGCCAUCACUUCUGGUUCCUCCCCAACCUCACAGCCGACGUCGGCUUCAUCGACUCGUUCAGGCCGCUCUACACUCACGAGUACAAAGGACCGCGAGCCUCCAACAAGAAGGGCUCCGACAAGACCGACGAGAAGGACGGGGCCGCCUCCACCAAGGCUCAGAAGUCCGACAGCGACGAGAAGUCCGACAGCGAGAAAAAGGACUGCGAUGACGAAGAGGAAGAGGAAGAGGAGGAGAGCAAAGAGGCGGGGCAAGAGGAGUGUCAAGAAGCAGUGGGGGAGGGAACAGGGGCCGAGCGCCACUCGGACACAGACAGCGACCGGCGUGAGGACGAAGGCUCGCAGCACAGCAACGGAAACGACUUUGAGAUGAUCACCAGAGAAGAGCUGGAGCAGCACACGGAAGAAGAAGAAGAAGAGGAGGAAGAGGAGGAGGAGGGGGAGGGGGAGAAAGAUGAGGAGACGCAACAAAGGAAAGAAGAUGGUGGGAGUGAGACUAAAACCCAGACUGCUGAAACAUAAACUUCUUACAAUCCCAUCACUCUCUACUUUUCUCUGUCCCUCUCUCCCUCCUGUGAUCAAGGUCCAGUGUCUCUGAGGCCACAGAGCCUCCAUCUCUCCUCAUCAGGAUCUUCCACUAAACUGGGAUAGACACAACACUCAAACGUUAACCUACAACAAUGGAGGGGGAAACUUAUAUUAAACAAAAGAAAAGAAGCCUUAUGAUGGAUCCUCCCACUCAAAUGUUAUUUAUGUUAAAAUAAAAACUGCCACCGGAUGUUAGCCUGAGGAAGUUGCCAAUGAAAACCCACCAGACCAACAACUCAAUCUUCUCUUUUCAUUGAUGUCAUUUAAACUUUGAAUAUUUUAUUUAUGGCCUGUCAUUUGCGUUAUUCUUCCUCUUUUUUUUUUAGGUCAAAUCCACAUCUGAGAGCGAUCGUGUUAAACUGACCAGUAAGAAAAGAUGUGCUAGUUAUUCACCUGCUUCUCUGAGCUCCAGGUCGUUGGUACAAUCAUGGUUGUUCUGGAGUUCGCCAUAAAGCCCCUUUUUCUUUUUUCACCGUUUUCAAACCAUUGCACGUCUGAUAGCUUUCUCGGGCAGCACUAAAAGCUAACUGGCCAGCACGUCUGCUUGGAAAUGAAGCCGGAUGGACCAAAUCCUGUAGUUUAUUAGGAAAAAUAAAAAGUGAAAAAAACGACCAUACGGUGGCUGGAUAGAGUAUUUACAGAGCAGAGGUAGUACGGCUCCUUGAGGUACUUGCCAUUGUCAGAAUUGUUUUUUAUUUUUGUUUCAAAUGAAUGGCUGAUAAUCACAGUGCAAUCCUCUCACAGUCUGACAAACGUUUACUUCAUGUUUAAUAAUGUGCGACUCGUCUUGAAGAGUAAAUGUGACCGACUGGGACUCAGCUGGCGCGCUUGACUUUCUUUUUUUUCUUUUUAAAAAGACCGCAGCGUUGGUUGUAUAACUACAGCGAGAAGAUGAAACCCUGAUUUACUGAACCAGAGAAGAAGUAAAGCAAACUAGUGCCAAACACAACUAAUCAUGAUGUUCUGCACGUUAGAGCGAGGGGUAUGUUUUCUUAAUCUGUUCAUUUUGUAACCGCAGUGUCAAACUCAAACCUUUAACAUCUCAAAAAGGAAGCACAGCACAAGGUUGUUGGUGCGUCGCUAAACAAAGAUUAUUGGUCUCAAUGAAACCGCUUGUGUUCGCACUAGAGUAGACUGUGGUGUGAAAAAUCGGCGUUCUUCGUGAAUCAAGCUCCGCCGACCGGUACUGGAGCUCGACACAUUGUCCGUACCUGGUGGCCGUGGUCCAAGCUGUUUCUUCACAUUAUCUUAUGGCUAGAAAAUGUCUUAGAUCUGCUCUCUUAGGUCAUAGCGAGGAUUAUAUUAAAGUAUAAGAAAUAGAAAUGUAUCAUUUAUAUAUGGAUUCUAUUGAUAUAUCAAAUAUACUGUCUAAGAAACUAUAAAACAGCUUUUCUUUCCUCCUUUUCUUUUGUACUGGGAAUAAUAACACCUCCUAAAUGUUUAUAAUGCUAAUUUGUGUUUUUAUAUGUUCAUCAUCUGGGAUUAGAAAACCGUGGGAAUUUCAACAUCUGUAUUUCUUUUUACACUUGCCACUGUAGCGUUGAAUGUGUGAUAUGGUUGGUUUGUCGUGCGCUGCCACAGCUGUAUUCCUCCCACUAACAAUGGUCAGUCAUUAACCCGAGGUUAUAAAACUAGUGGCUUGUGUAACGCUGAGAGCGAUCGGCCAUUUCCCACAUAAUCUGAUGUGGCAAAACCAAUAUUCUAACGUAUUGCAAACACUUUCUGUCGGGUCGUCCUUUUGUUUUUUUCUUGAAAUGAACUCCCCUCAACCGUAUUUAGUCGUUUAAUCUCCUGCUCCUGUUUGUUUUCUGAUAUCUUUGUUUUUUUCUCUUCUUCCCCUCAAUGGGCAAAGUGCAUCUCUUGUGUCCUCUGAGUUGCCAGUUGCUCAAUAUCAGCAAAACCGUUUCACAAAAGAGAGAAAAAAUAUGAUUCUCCUAAUUGACUGCUGCACAGUAUCGGUCUGUUGUAUGUUGUAGUAUUAUUAUUACUCUCUAUGCUGCUGCUUCUCAUCGCACAUUUCUGGGGGAAAUAAAAGUGAAAAUGUAAAACAUCCAUGUUUUAUCUCUUGGUCAAAAAAAAAACGUCUUUUGAUCACUUUUGGAUCAGUGUCAUUCUGAAGACUGUCUCAUGCAAUAUUGGAGUAUAAUUUAAUAAAAAUGGAUGUCUGGAAAUAUAUCUGUAUCUUCUUAUUGCAAUAAAAAUAUAGAAAGCA
Molecule: messenger RNA, 3671 nt
Organism: Paralichthys olivaceus (Japanese flounder)
Lineage: Eukaryota; Metazoa; Chordata; Actinopteri; Pleuronectiformes; Paralichthyidae
Gene: sec62
Product: SEC62 homolog, preprotein translocation factor
Biological process (GO): post-translational protein targeting to membrane, translocation
Cellular component (GO): endoplasmic reticulum membrane; endoplasmic reticulum
Source: RefSeq, a predicted model, not a curated record